Messenger RNA from Cricetulus griseus (Chinese hamster), 7958 nucleotides. NCBI's taxonomy places the organism in Eukaryota, Metazoa, Chordata, Mammalia, Rodentia, Cricetidae. The record is from RefSeq and is a predicted model, not a curated record.
GUUGCUAUGGUGACGCAGAGGCCGCAUCCACGCGUCCGGGGAAGCUGGUCAGGUCGCUGGGUGCCUCUGUUCCCCCUGUCCAGGCUGCGGCGCGCCGUGGCGAGGCAGAGGGCGUGGGACGCGGGUACACGGGUCCCCAUCAUCGCACAGGCGCUGGAGAUGCUGUUUUACCAUAUAUGAGAAAUCUGUCCCGAUAUGGAAAACUUUAUCCUGUAUGAGGAGAUUGGCAGAGGGAGCAAGACCGUGGUGUAUAAGGGGCGUCGGAAGGGGACCAUCAAUUUCGUGGCCAUUCUUUGUACGGAAAAGUGCAAACGGCCUGAGAUUACCAACUGGGUCCGUCUCACCCACGACAUCAAACACAAGAACAUUGUGGCUUUCCACGAAUGGUACGAGACCAGCAACCACCUCUGGAUGGUGGUGGAGCUCUGCACAGGUGGUUCUUUAGAAACUGUGAUUGCUCAGGACCAGAACCUCCCAGAAGAUGUGGUGAGAGAGUUUGGCGUGGACCUGGUCACGGGGCUGCACCAUCUCCACAGGCUUGGCAUCCUCUUUUGUGACCUUACUCCUGGGAAGAUACUCUUGGAAGGACCUGGAACCCUGAAGUUCAGCAAUUUCUGCCUGGCAAAAGUGGAAGGAGAGAGUCUGGAGGAGUUUUUUGCUUUGGUAGCAGCAGAAGAAGGAAGUGGGGAUAGUGGAGAAAACACACUGAAGAAAAACAUGAAAAACCGAGUCAGAGGCUCCCUGAUAUAUUCAGCACCGGAAAUCGUGAAGGGAACUGACUUUUCUGUCACCAGCGACCUCUGGUCUUUGGGCUGUCUGCUUUAUGAGAUGUUCUCAGGUAAAGCCCCGUUCUUCUCCGAAACCGUGUCAGAAUUGGUUGAGAAGAUUCUAUAUGAAGACCCGUUGCCGCCGGUCCCGAAGGAUUCUGCAUUCCCCAAAGCGUCCUCAGACUUCAUCGAUUUGCUGCAUGGGUUGCUGCAGAAGGACCCUCAGAAAAGGUUAUCGUGGGACGGCGUCCUGCAGCACUCCUUCUGGAAGGACUCCCUGCGGAGAGAAGACUUGGACCUGGCCUCUGAGGACUGCAGCUUCAGCAGCAGAAAUGUCAUGGAAUGUUCUGGACCGAAUGAUUCCAGGGAGUUUUUGCAGAGCCCUCAGAAUGGACAAGGGAAAGGGCAGAAGGGAGCUCACCGACUCAGCCAGUCUUUCCGGCUAGACACCCCGACUGAGCUGAGGCCCAAGAGUACCAAAGGGGGCCAGCUGAAUGAAUCCAUAUUUCUCCUCAGUUCACGGCCCACUCCAAGGACUAGUGCCAUGGUGGGAUUAAGUCCCGGAGAAGGUGAGGACACCAGCUCGCCACAGACCUCUCCUUUAUCCAAGAUGACAUGUGGACGUCUGAGCCGGGGGACCCUGGAAUCCCAGAUGAGAGUGCUGAUCUACACAGACUCGGAUCUUGUGAUCACCCCAAUUAUCGACAACCCCAAGAUAAUCAAACAGCCUACAAUCAAGUUUGAUCCAAAAAUCUUGCACCUACCAGCAUAUUCUGUGGACAAGCUGCAGGUUCUGAAGGACCAAGACUGGAAUGACUUCCUGCAGCAGGUGUGCUCCCAGAUAGACUCCAUCGAGAAGAGCGCAGGGACCUUGCGAGCCAAGCUGAACCUCCUGUGCUAUCUGUGUGUGGUGGCCACUCACAGGGAGGUGGCCACCAGGCUGCUCCAUUCCCCGCUGUUCCAGUUGCUAAUCCAGCAUUUGCGAAUAGCUCCAAACUGGGACAUACGGUCCAAGGUUGCUCGAGUGAUUGGCUUGCUGGCCCUACACACGGCAGAACUUCAGGAAAACGUGCCUGUUAUUGAGGCGAUCACACUCUUAACGGAAUUAAUCCGGGAGAACUUCAGGAGCAGCAAGCUCAAGCAGUGUCUCCUGCCCACCCUCGGACAGCUCAUCUACCUCGUGGCCACGCAGGGAGAAAAGAAGCAGCACUCCAGGGACUACUGGGCUGUCCCCUUGGCUGCGUACACUGUGCUUAUGAGGUGCCUCAGGGAAGGGGAGGAACGCGUUGUCAAUCACAUGGCUGCGAAGAUCAUUGAGAAUGUUUGCACCACGUUUUCUGCCCAGGCGCAGGGCUUCAUCACUGGGGAGGUCGGGCCUGUCCUGUGGCACCUGUUCAGACACUCCACCGUGGACUCCCUGAGGAUAACAGCCAUGUCGGCCCUGUGCAGAAUCACACGCCAGUCUCCUGCGGCCUUCCAGAGCGUCAUUGAGAAGGUGGGGCUCAAUGCCGUCAUCAGCUCCCUGGCCUCGUCCAUCUGCAAAGUGCAGCAAUACAUGCUGACGCUGUUCGCGGCCAUGCUGUCCUGUGGGGUCCAUCUGCAGCGGCUCAUCCAAGAAAAGGACUUCGUGUCUACAAUCAUCCGUUUACUGGACAGCCCGUCCACUGCCAUCAGAGCCAAAGCCUUCCUGGUGCUGCUUUACACCCUCAUUUACAACCGUGACAUGCUGCUGCUGAGCUGCCAGGCGAGGCUGGUGAUGUACAUCGAGAGAGACAGCAGGAAGACCUCCCCAGGCAAGGAGCUGCAGGCCGGGAGCGAGUACCUGGCCAGGUGCCUGGAUCUCCUCAUCCAGCACAUGGUACAGGAGCCACCGAGGAUCCUAGGUGACAUCCUCAAUGCCCUGGCAAACGUGUCCGGCCGAAAGCAUCCGUCGACGGUCCAGGGGAAGCAGCUCAAGAUGUGUCUACCCAUGAUGCCUGUGGUGCUCCACCUGGUCAUGUCUCAGGUGUUCCGGCCUCUGGUGGUGACCGAAGACUUCCUGUUCAGCUAUGGGACCAUUCUUAGUCACAUUAAGUCAGUGGACUUGGGAGAAACGAACAUAGAUGGAGCCAUAGGGAUGGCGGCCUCGGAGGAGUUCAUCAAGAUCACCCUGUCAGCAUUCGAGGCUGUGAUACAAUACCCCGUUCUGCUGGCCGACUACCGCUCCACGGUCAUCGACUACAUCCUGCCACCCUUGGUCUCCUUGGUUCAAAGCCAGAACGUGGAGUGGAGACUCUUCAGCCUGCGGUUGCUGUCUGAGACCACAACCCUGCUGGUGAGCCAGGAGCUGGAAGAUGGCGAUGAAGAGGCCAGCUGUGAUUCCGACAGCAGCCUUCUGGCGCUCCUCAGGGAUGAGCUGCUCCCCCAGUAUGAGCACAUCCUCAUGGAGCCUGACCCUGUUCCGGCCUGUGCCCUGAAGCUGCUUGUUGCUAUGACGGAACACAACCCGACUUUUGCCAGGCUUGUGGAAGAAAGCAAACUGGUCCCACUCGUUUUUGAAGUAAUUCUGGAACAUCAGGAGAACAUUCUGGGCAAUACCAUGCAGAGUGUGAUCGCAUUACUCAACAACCUGGUUGCUUACAAAGAUUCCAACAUGAAGCUGCUUUAUGAGCAAGGACUCGUUGGUCACGUCUGUCACAUGUUCAUAGAAACCGCCACGCUGUGCUUGGAUGGUGACAAUAAAAACAGCACAGAGCCGGCAGCCGCGCUGCUGGUGUCGUUGCUUGAUAUCCUGCUGGGCAUGCUGACACACACCUCUAAUGUCGUGCGGCAGGCUUUGCAGGCCCAGAAGUCAGGCUCAAGAGGGGACACGCAGGCAGCAGAGGACCUGCUGCUGCUCAGCAAACCGCUUACAGACCUCAUCAGCCUGCUUAUCCCGCUGCUUCCCAAUGAGGAUCCUGAGAUCUCUGAGGUUUCGUCCAAGUGCCUGUCCAUCCUGGUGCAGCUGUAUGGAGGAGAAAACCCAGACAGCCUGUCCCCAGAGAACCUGGAGACCUUUGCUGAUCUCCUGGUGACCAAGGAGGACCCAAAGGACCAGAAGCUUCUGCUGAGGAUCCUCAGGAGGAUGUCUGAAAGGGCCAUCGGUGCCUUCCCCAGCCUGGUGCUUCCUCAUGCCGGCCCGCCUCAUGUUGACCUCAGGGCUCUUCAGUCAGUCAGGAUGCUGCUUCAGGAGGGAAUGUCCAAACUGAGACCUGGAGGAAGGGUGUGAACAAGUGGAGCCCCCCCAACCCUUCGCUCACACACCUGCUCACCUGUUUUCAUCAUUGCUCGAUCUGUAGCCUGCUUGUCAGGCACAUGUCUCCUGGAAGGUUGGUGUUGAGUUGGUGCACAUCAGACUUCUCCUGGAGCCAUUUCCAGUCACAAAUGCCAGCACCGGGUAUGAGUCCUACUAUGUGCAGGACAUUGGGAGAGAUGAGCAAGCUCAGACAAGAGUCUCACGGCUCUGAGGAAGCCAACAGCACCCUGUUUAGUGUCCAACUCUGAGGCGCUGACAGUUCAGGAAGCAGACUUCCUGUAAAUGGGUAUCUAACAGUUCUCAUCCCUUCCUACCAGCUCCACUCAGUGCCGAUACUCCCGGAGGUGUGUCAUGCCCACAGCUCAUGAGAUGCCCUCACACUUGGCGAAGCCCUGUGGUGGCCGUGUUUAUUCCUGAGAUCCUUGUGACAGAGUGCAAUGCUUACCCUAGCAACAGGCCGGAGUCUCAGCUCUGCCAGGAAGGCCUGGCCAAGUCGCCUUUACCUCCACGUGGACCUGAGGAACAUUUGUUACCUUAGGAAAAUUGAGUCUUUGUUUUCAUUUGCUGACCUAGUAGCCAGCUUGUGACCUUAGAGGUACACGGAGUCGGGCAUUACAGAAAUGACUGAAAAGUGAAAAGUGUCCUAACAAACAGCCGGAAACAAAACAGGACUCUCACCACUCACACUGUCCCACACAGGACUCUCACCACUCACAGUGUCCCACACAGGACUCUCACUAUUCACACUGUCCCCACACAAGACUCUCACUAUUCACACGCUCCCACACAGGACGCUCACUAUUCACACUGUCCCACACAGGACUCUCACUAUUCACACUGUCCCCACACAAGACUCUCACUAUUCACACGCUCCCACACAGGACGCUCACUAUUCACACUGUCCCACACAGGACUCUCACUAUUCACACUGUCCCCACACAAGACUCUCACUAUUCACACGCUCCCACACAGGACGCUCACUAUUCACACUGUCCCACACAGGACUCUCACUAUUCACACUGUCCCCACACAAGACUCUCACUAUUCACACGCUCCCACACAGGACGCUCACUAUUCACACUGUCCCACACAGGACUCUCACUAUUCACACUGUCCCCACACAAGACUCUCACUAUUCACACGCUCCCACACAGGACGCUCACUAUUCACACUGUCCCACACAGGACUCUCACUAUUCACACUGUCCCCACACAAGACUCUCACUAUUCACACGCUCCCACACAGGACGCUCACUAUUCACACUGUCCCACACAGGACUCUCACUAUUCACACUGUCCCCACACAAGACUCUCACUAUUCACACGCUCCCACACAGGACGCUCACUAUUCACACUGUCCCACACAGGACUCUCACUAUUCACACUGUCCCCACACAAGACUCUCACUAUUCACACGCUCCCACACAGGACGCUCACUAUUCACACUGUCCCACACAGGACUCUCACUAUUCACACUGUCCCCACACAAGACUCUCACUAUUCACACGCUCCCACACAGGACGCUCACUAUUCACACUGUCCCACACAGGACUCUCACCAUUCACACUGUCCCCACAUAGGAUUCUCACCACUCACACUGUCCCACACAGGACUCUCACCACUCACACUGUCCCACACAGGACUCUCACUAUUCACACUGUCCCCACACAGGACUCUCACCACUCACACUGUCCCACACAGGACUCUCACUAUUCACACUGUCCCCACACAGGACUCUCAAUAUUCACACUGUCCCCACACAGGACUCUCACCAUUCACACUGUCCCCACACAGGACUCUCACCACUCUCACUGUCCCCACACAGGACUCUCACCACUCACACUGUCCCCACACAGGACUCUCACCACUCUCACUGUCCCACACAGGACUCUCACUAUUCACACUGUCCCACCCAGGACUCUCAGUAGUCACAUGCCCCCACACACACACACACAACUGCCUUUUUGCUCCAGUUUAGAUGGCAUAGGGUUUAUACCUGCCUAUCCUAACAUUAAUAAAAUAAAGUAAGUCCGUAUUUUUGGGAUCUCUGUGAACAAAUGUACCUAAAAGGAACCACCAUGGUCACUGAAAAUUGGGAGCUAGGAGAGUUGUGAAGAAAGAGAUGGGCGGCAGAUGACACAGUUGACAACAGCAAAUCAAUUGUAUUCCUCCAAGGAGGCUGCAGGCCUCAUUUGCGUGUCUGAAACACUCCAAUGCUUGCCACACCUGGGCCCCAUCUUAAUGAGACUUGAUGCGUCUUAGAUGAUCCCGUUCCUUAUAGGAAAUCAUGUAACAUCACCAGCAGUUAGGCAUGGAGCCCAAGGGGACAGGCUUGUCCCCGGGGUGGCCUUAAAUAUGGAAACACACUGAAUUUUAUAGCAUGCGUUUUUCAUCUUACCAAGGUCAAAAUGAUAAGCAAUUUAAAUUGCAUGUAAGGGGGAAAGUACCUGGAAGUUAAAUGAGAUCCAGGUGUUUAUCUGCGGGAAGCUGCCGGAUUGCCUUAGGGCUAGAAAACGGUCUUGCAUAGGGCAUUUGUUCGCCAAGUUCUGUUCCGAUUUUGAUGACAUUUUUAGGCUUUUUCAUUUCCACACACCCAGUAAUGAGAUAAACAAAGUGUAGACUGCGGGGCAAUGCUAGUUAAACAUUUAUACAGUCUAUCCUGUCAUUCCUUGAAACUAUUAAAAUGUAAUGCUCUUAUACAAAAUCAUUAUAAAUUUAUAAGCAGUCUGACGGGCGUCGAGGCGCCGUCCUGCGGCGGGCCCGUGGCUGACUCUUCUGGAUUCAGGCGGCAGCUGCUCCUGGAGUCGAGGUUCUGAGGUGAUUAGAUCCCAUGAUGCCCCGGGAGAUGCUGCUGCCUUCUCGUUUGCAUGAGACACGUGGCCGAUUAUGCUGUGUUUGGGUUUGAGACCUUCUGAAAUGCUUCGCCAACAACCAUCUUCACAGCUCUCUUUCGGCAGAAAGGUGACUGUGAAGAGUGCCCUGAAGACUUUCUGCCUUUAAAUCUCUAUUAAGACUGUAUCCCAAAAGAGUCUACAAGGAGGGGAACACUUCGUCUCCAGGACUGUGUCUCUCCCUAGGCCCAGUCUCCCAGCACCACACUGCAGUGACGUGAGCGCUGGGGAGGACGGACGUGGGGGUCGGGGAACCUUCCUAACAUGGAAGAGUCCUCUAGCAACAGUGUGGUUACAAUGUCUGUCAGACCCCCCAAACUUGACAGGGAGUUUGAGGCAUCCUCUUCUCACAUCCCAGUGCUGGUCAUUGGUACCCGGGAUGAAGAACGGGAGCUGCAUGUGUCCUUCUUGGCAGGCAGCAGAUGAGUCCUAUAGCUAUAGUGAGGGUUUUACCAUUUUGGGAGAAGGGCAGCCAAUAAUUUCUUGGUGACCAGGUGGUCACCAAGAAGCAAAUCAGAGGACAGGGACAGCCACGGCCAGAUGUCCUAGGCUGUGCCCUUUCCAGCCCCUUUUUGUCUCAUCCUCAAAAGACCCAGUGACUCAGAGAGUGGGAGAAAUAAAAUCAGAAGCAACGGGCACAGAGUGCACUGCCCUUCGCGAUGGAGGCAGACAGACAGACCGAAAAGCUGGGAAAGACAGAAAAGCUGGGAAAGACAGACAGAAAAGUUGGGGUGCUGGGAGGCUCCUCCUUCAGCUUCCAUUACCAUCAGUCUGUGUUGACUGUGAGAGCGCUAAGCCUGAUGAAUAUUGAGUUUGCAUAAGAUAUGGGCAUGAGUUGUGUUUGUGAAGAAAUAGCUGUGGCGGACCUCAUUUAUCAUAGUGUAGUAUUAAAUGAUGAAAUAUAUUCCACGAGCAUGGAAAAUGCACCCAUGAUAUAGACUGGAGAAUUUAUGUCCGUAUCAAUAAUGGCAGGGUGAACAGACUGAGCUACUGCUGAUUUUUAGAAAGGUUGUGUGGCCUUGGGAGU